Messenger RNA from Linnemannia hyalina, 1221 nucleotides. The record is from the annotation of a GenBank genome assembly. NCBI's taxonomy places the organism in Eukaryota, Fungi, Mortierellomycota, Mortierellomycetes, Mortierellales, Mortierellaceae.
AUGCAGAAGACAUCACUGUUGACUCAAACUCGGAAACAUGACCUUUCCAUAUCGGGCAAUCUACAGCAGGAGACGACCGAGUUGGAAAUUGGUGUCGAGACUGGACUAGACGUGUCAGUAGGGAUAAUUAACGCUCAGAAUGUGCAACUCCCAGCUGCGUCACCAGAUAUGCCGGACCUGCAAGAGCUUCUCUUCGACCACGCAGUUGACAUGCUGAAACGAUACCAGCAACAGAAGGACAAAGAGAAAGAUGCGACGCUCGUUAAAGAUGCUCAGGUUGCAAUGUCCCGCGUACUCAACACAAUGUCACCUCGCGCUGUUCAACACUUCACCCGCAAGAAGGAAGAUCAGCCGUACUCGGAGGUCCUGCAUGAACACGACGUCACCUAUCUGGCGCGCAAGGUGUUGCUGGACCGAGCAGGGCUGGUUGCCCAAUAUCCACUGGACGAAUUGCUGCCCAAGAAGGUCAUUAUGCAAGACAAGGUGUUCAGGAUUGUAGAAUAUUUGUGCCAUAUCGUCUGCAGCCCUCCUUACAAGACUACGGACCCUUCAGAAAACGAUUGCCUUUUAAUCUGGGCACAGGUCUUUGGAAUUAUAGCAGACAAGGUGUCGAUUCUGAGUGGCGAAAGAAUGCUUGAGUCGUCCAAACUGCUCAGGAGGCAGCAGGCGGCGGAAUUUGGCGACCUCUGUGAUACUGGCAGGAAAGUUGAUCUUGCCUUCGCGUUCAAGGAUAUUGAAAUCUCAAAUAUUGAGUUCAAACGGCCCAACCUUCCAACCCAGUCCAUUAUUAUCCAGAGCCGAAAAAAUAUUCGUCUCGGUAGGUGUAUCCAGGAGAUACAUAAGGGGUAUGGAGUGCAAGAUCCUUCCGUCAUCAUGGGAGAUGUCUCUGGGUCCGUGGGUAUGUUCCAUCAGCUUGCAAGGAUGGACGAAAUAUGGAUUGCAGGCAAGAUGGUGAAGUCGACAGUGCAAAUCCCUACAACCCCUGGAUCUUUGGAAUCGUUCCUCGAAAGCAAUUCAUUGGCCCUUAUCUGGAAUUAUACUGAGUAUCUCGAGCGCCAAGGACCAAGGACCAAACAAGCUAAGGAGCAUCACGACCGAGAUUCAGAGAUGGGAGCAUUUUCGGAAGCUGUAUCCUGUUCGCGACCAACUACACCGCCUCGGAAAGUCAAGCCUUUUAGUGACGUUGUCACCUUUUCUCCUAGCAAGAAGCGAGGCAUGUAG